Messenger RNA from Oldenlandia corymbosa var. corymbosa, 480 nucleotides. The record is from the annotation of a GenBank genome assembly. NCBI's taxonomy places the organism in Eukaryota, Viridiplantae, Streptophyta, Magnoliopsida, Gentianales, Rubiaceae.
AUGCCCAUUACGGUUAGCUCUAAUUGGUUUGUAGCUUUGGAAAUGAUUGAGGAAGUCGAAAAUGAAGUUGUGAAUGUGGAGGAGGAGGAAGACGUUGAAGAAGUGUUUGCUGAAGAACUCGGCGAUAAAAGAAGCUCCAAAUGUGAUGAUAUGCGGAAUGCUUUGCAAAAACUGGUUAGCGGUGAGUCCUUGGGGGUUAAAAAAUGUUUUGAUGAUGGGGAAAUUGGUAAGAACUAUGAAACUGAGGACGUUGAUGAUAUUGAUCGGGGCGUUUGGACAGAAAGUGAUUUGGAUGACCGCUCAAGCUCAGGACUCAACGCAAGGGGAGAGUCCCACACCGAAGAACCAUGGUCAAAAAUCAAAAGAAGGAAGAGCGAGAAUGCAGGCUGGGCUGGUUCCCAGGCGAUCUCCGCGUUUGCAAUAAGUAGUGGUGUAAUUCCAAAUUUUUCCCAUGAUAAGUCAAUUAAUCUGGAAUCUUAG